This is a messenger RNA of Podarcis lilfordi (Lilford's wall lizard), 27256 nucleotides long. The record is from the annotation of a GenBank genome assembly. NCBI's taxonomy places the organism in Eukaryota, Metazoa, Chordata, Lepidosauria, Squamata, Lacertidae.
AUGGAUAGAUAUCGGGAAUGGAUUUGGCUGGGUUUCAGCCUUUUAGUCUUGCGAACAGGUAUUAUUACCCUUUUCUCAUUUGCCAACCAAAGUGAGGCUUUGGGUGUAACUUGUUUGCUUAGCACUUCUUAGGCCGCCUGUUAUAUAGUUACUCUAUAGAAUGCUGAAAUACUAAAACUAAAUUUGGCACACACAUUCAGGGUGUCACAUUUUAAUAACAACCCAGCCCCUUCCUCCCCACCAAUUCUCAGUGGGAGAAGGAAAAUGCAAAAUAUUACUCGAUGCAAGAUUGAAAUGUCGUAUGGAAAUCAUUUAAUAUGGAUAGUAAGCUUCCUAUACCUUCAUUAAUUGUUAUCCACAUGACUUUUUCCUCCAGAUCACUGCCUUCCCGCACUUCCCCCUCAGUAAGUCUGGAUUUUCUCAUACCCCCUCCUUUUCAGAGUAUCCCUGUUAUGAGAAAAUCUGGACUGAGGAAGGGGAAAGUAUGGGAAAGUAGAGAUUUGGAGGAAAACAUCAAAGGACAAUGGAGAAUUGGGGGAAGUACAGAAAGCUUACUAUCUACAUUAAAUUACCCUAUGGACGAGCCCUUUGUGUGCACAUUCAAGGUCAACAUUUUGAAUUUCUAUUAUAAAUUCUAACUUGACUUCCACUUUGUUUUCAUGGAGGCCAGGAAAGAUGCAAGGCAGAAUUCAGUGCAAUAGCUCCCUUGAAGACUGACAAGUUGGAAUAAGAGAUGUGCAUGUUCAGGACACAAGGAAAAGGAGGGAAAUUGAACACAAUACAGGGUAUCCCUUGAAAAGCAAGCUACUGACUGAAAGCUGAAGUGUACAGUGGUACCUCAGGUUAAGUACUUAAUUCGUUCCGGAGGUCCGUACAACCUGAAACUGUUCUUAACCUGAAGCACCACUUUAGCUAAUGGGGGCUCCUGCUGCUGCCGCGCCGCUGGAGCACAAUUUCUGUUCUCAUCCUGAAGCAAAGUUCUUAACCUGAAGCACUAUUUCUGGGUUAGCAGAGUUCUGGGUUACCUGAAGCGUAUGUAACCUGAAGCGUAUGUAACCCGAGGUACCACUAUACUUUCAGUACAGCAGUCUGCAUUUCAAGCUGAAAUCCUAGCUCAAGUCCCUAUGAACUUUGGGUCAGUAAAGAUGUAAAAGAUACAGCCUCCCUUGAAGUCUUCAGAACAAAAGAUCACGUGUACAUUUUGAACAUCAGCUGGUUAUUAUACCUCUGCAGGUGUGUCUUUGCAAUUCAUUUCUUCAACUUCUCAUUCUGCAUUUUUUUUUCAUUGCUGUAGCUGUUUAGCUCGUGUCCCGUGUGAAUUUUUUGAUACAAGUUUGUGAGUUUUGAAACUUCUUAUGAUCCUUGAGCAUUAAAAUGCAAUUUAGUACAAAGACGAUGAUCCCUUUAAGUCCCUUGGGUAGUUUAUACAAUAAGAUGGAAAGAAUGUAAUUAUCUUGGCUUAUAAUGCCAACAUACUUGGAGUAUGGUCAUUAGCAAAGGAUAAUAAGAAAUGAGAAGUGUUCUGGAAUUGGUUCACAUUGAUGAGAAUUACGCUACUAUGCCACCUAUUCAAAUGACUCUUGUAGAGUAUUUAGGCUGUUGUGCAAUUCUUGGCUCUUGGAAAAUUACAUGCCCUUUCUGGUAAUUAUUUCUUUAAAGAAAGUAAAAAAGAAAAGAAAAAAAGAUUAAGCCCAGUUUUGCCAACAUGAGGAUUUAUUAAAGUCGUUGUCAAUCAAUCCACAGAACUGAGCACAAAACUUUGAAAAAUUAACUCUUUCAAAUCAGUGUGUCAAAGCUGUACAGGAUGGAUUAAGAAAAUUCAAAAUGUUUAUCCUGAAAGCUCUAUAAUGGAACAGGCAAGGGCAGCGCUACCAAACGAGCCACAACUACAGUGGUACCUUAGGUUACAGAUGCUUCAGGUUACAGACGCUUCAGGUUACAGACUCCGCUAACCCAGAAAUAAUACCUUGGGUUAAGAACUUUGCUUCAGGAUAAGAACAGAAAUCUUGCUCCAGCGGCGUGGUGGCAGCAGUCAGCCCCAUUAGCUAAAGUGGUGCUUCAGGUUAAGAACAGUUUCAGAUUAAGAACAGACCUCCAGAACAAACUAAGUUCUUAACCCGAGGUACCACUGUAUUCUCAGGAUAGGAUGAAUCUGCUUCUAGGCACCUGGUUGUUUAAAAUUAGUUUAAGUCCAAAAUGGGAAGGCUUCGAACCAGAUCUCUGGGAUCCAUUAAGCAACUGCUGUCAACUUAAACUGAGGCAAGACCUUCCCCGUUUUCAAGCACAGGGCAAAGUUACAAUACAAGACGACUGAUAGCUUUUGUUUCUAAUGUUGACAGCAAAGGUUCUUCAGAUGUUGUACACACUAUCUGGCAUUAAUCUGUGUUACCAGUACAUUAACCAAGUUAAAUGCCUCCUUCAUUUUUUUGUUCACAUGGACGUUUAAUGCUCCUCAGGUUUUUAUGCAGAAGGGUGAUGUCAGACCUAUAUACAUUGAUUAAACUGUUAUCAUGAUGAUUGUGUGAGAUAAGCUAGAAACACCCUUAUUGACUUUGGUGUUGGUCUAGUUUCAGUUCCUGAGUGAUUUUUUCCCCCUCUCCUGUUUUGCAGAUACUGGGUUUGGCUACUCCAUCAUAGAAGGUCCCAGAAAUUUAACAACUCUUGCUGGUUCAGUGGCUCAUUUUAACUGUACAGUGUCAAAAGGGUAUAAGGUUUUGAUAUGGCUUUUCAACGGAACCCCUAUAUUGACUGUACUGGGUAACGGAACACCUAUUAUAACAAAUCCGAAAUACAAUCAGGAUGGUUUUCAAAAUGAUACUGAGUUCACCUCUGGACUCAAGAUUUUUGAUGUCCAGCUACAUGAUUCUGGAGAAAUAAAAUGCAGCCUCCAGAACUUUCAGGACGAUAAAUACGCAUUUCUUUCUGUUCAAGGUGUGUAUGCCUUUUUGUCAUCAUUCAUUUUUAAGGAAAAAACAUUUAGGCCAAUUGCAAGAGUAAUUCAUACUGAGAUUGCUCUUUCCUAUUCCUUCUAUACUUCCUUCUCUCAGCACUUUAAACAGUAUUGAGGCAUUUAAACACUAAUAGGUGUGCUGCAGCGCAAGCCUUUGUGGACUACAAAGCAAUUUGGUAGACGAAUAGCAUAAUUUUCAGUUGUAUACCCUCCAACAUUCUGACAAUUAAAAUUGGGCUGCAGGUCCUUUGGUGCCGUGCUCCCAUGCAAGCCAGGUGAGGCUUCCCAGUCCCAUGUCUCUGUUGCUGGCAGCAGCUCCCUCAGGAAGUGGCAGACCAGCACCUUCACCUCCUCUUCCCUGUCCUCGUCUUCAUCUUUGUCGGCUUCUUCUAUGCCUCUGGCAGGGACAGCAUCGGCAGAGCAGGCAUGGCCUUUGGGUCUGGCUGGGGCAUCCUGGCUUACACCACCAGUACCUCCUCCAUGGGCUCCAGCUCGGCUGCCUUCAUUUGCGUGAAAAACACGCCUCUUUUGGUGCCGAGCUCUCAUGGGAAAUAGCUGACUUGUGCGAGAGCUUGGCACGAAAAAUGAAACAUCCACUCAGAAGCUACAAUGUAAUCUGCAAUUCUGGGAUGCCCUGGUCAAAUCAGAAGUGUUGGUGGGUAUGUACUUGACAUGUGUUUUUAUAUAUCAGAGAGAGAGAGAAUGCAUACGGAUGGCUGUAGCACCCCUUGCUUCUAAUGCCAUAGCAAUGCUACCAUAAAACUAGUGGUUAGUGGAUACUAAAGCCAGCAUUUGGGAAUCAUUACAAUAGACCCUCAUCAAGAUAUCAGAUGCUCCUUUUGACAAUACUGCCAAUUGGCAUUGUUUAGAGCCCAAACUUUUUCCAAAGAGGGCCAGAUUUGAUGAAGUGAACAUGCGUGAGGCCCGACCACAGGCAUUUAGCUUUUUUUAGGAUUGAAGUUGUUGAGCUUUUUAAAGGAUUUUACUCCAGUACAUAUACUGCCAUGGGGGCUGGAUUAAAUCAACCGGCAGGCCAGAUUAGGCCCCUGAAUUGGAUUUUGGACAUGCCUGGUUUAGAGAAUGCAUAUAGAAAUGAUAAAUCAUCUCUUGGCUCUAAAAAUUUGCCAAAUGAAGGGUCAAUCUGCAGUGUGGCAUUUUCAAAAUUCUUGAUAAAUCCAAUCCAAUUAAUUUUUUUAAACCGCAAAUGGAAAAAAUAAUCAUUAGUGCAUAAUUCUGUAGCUCAGAAAGAUGCAUCUAUCAGCAUGGCUACAAAGCUUCAAUAAUUAUCUUCCAACAGUAAUCUGGGAAACCUGCUUCUGUUUCUAACGCCACUAAUGGGUUGUUAGAAAUGCUUUAAAGGUUACUUUUUCAACAUGGAAAUCUGGGUUUCAAUUUUUUUUGGCGGGGGAAUGUAAUCCUCUUGACAGCAACAUGAAACCAAAUUGAGAAAAUAAAUUCAACCUGGCCCUAUAGAAAUGUGUAGUGUAAACUAUUCUGAAGGAAGAAAAACAUCUUCUUUUCCCCAAACAGUUAAUGGAUCUUUGACUAUCAAAGCUGGCAACUUGACAGUAAGAGAGAACCAAACAACUGAGAUAAUUUGUGAAGCUCUUGGAUGGGCUCCUGCUCCACAGAUUUCCUGGAUGGUAAAUAAUAUUAUAUUAGAUAAUUCCAUGUACAUUACCAACCAGAGUCAAGGAUCAAAUGGCUUGUACAAUGAAGAGAGCAUCUUAACCCUGACACCAGUGACCAGUAGCACUGUGACUUGCUUUGUCGCUAUAGAUGCACUCCCUGAGCCACAGAAUGCAACUGUGACACUUACUGUGUAUCAACCUCCUUCAAGUAAGUGACUAUCCUGUCACUUUCAUUUCUUUCUUUCUUUCUUUCUUUCUUUCUUUCGUUCUUUCGUUCUUUCGUUCUUUCUUUCUAACAUUUAUUCAAAAGUUACCAUACAACUUUGCCAUAAUAUCACAAAAUGAUCACUCUAAUCCUCAAUCCCACAUCACUGUCAUGUUCAAAAUCUUUAAUUUCUUGUUAUGCAAUCUAAUAUACAUGGCUGAAAGGUACUGUACUUGGCUUUCGAUCAUGGCUAAAAUAUUGGUGGGACAUACAUUCACAGACUAGAUGAAAUUUGGUGAGUUUCAUGAAGAUGGCUCUGGAAUGGCCCUAGCUUUGGCCCUGUGGCUUUUGACAGCCUACAACUUCCAUCAUCCUUGACCACUGAUCAUGCUUGCUAGGGCUGAUGGGUUACAGCGCACAAACACCUGGAAGGCCACAGGUUCACCAUCCCUACUCCAGGUGCUUCCAUGUCCAAUUAUUAAUGUACAGUACCAACAAUGGACAUGAAUGAAUAUCUUCUUCCGCAGAUUUAAUGUGCCUAUUCUUAGAGAAUUUGGAUAAUUGUUUGAGACUGGAAAUCAACCAUGUAAUCACAUGAUCAUUCUUUUGAUCCAUAUUUAUUGCAUUUAUAUUAGUCACAAAAGCAUUUCUUACACAAGACCUAUCCUGUGAUUUUGGAAAUUGCUUCAAAGAAUUUAAUUGUGUCUAAAGGACGUAACAACACACCUCCAAUUUAGCUUUUGUAGUUCAAUCACUAAUGGCAGCUAGAGAAUUAUGCCUUCUUUAGAUAAAAAGGGCUGCAUGCAAAACUGACCAUUGGAUACUAUGCUUUUUGCAGAAUUAUAUGUAAUGAAUCAGGCAGAUUUAAUAUGUGAAGUAAAGAACCAAUAAAUACUAUUUCUCUGGGCUGUUAGGAUUCAGAAUUGCUCUAAGAGUUUUAAUAAUUAUAACUGUACAGACUUGCAAUAAAAGUUUGAGGGUUAAUUCUUGCAUGAACACAUAUCACUGCUGGUAUGACCUUUGCCUUAUGGCUUUUUUUGACAGGAACAGAAUGCCGAAAGAGGCAGAGCAAAUUGUUUCCCAAAAGCUGUUCUCAAAAUUCUCCAUUUUAGGUGCUGAUAUUGAAUAUUCUCUAGAUAUUCUUUGCCUGCUCAAAUAUGUGGAUUCUGAUUCUUUAACACCCAAUGAUGCUUGAUUCCAAUAUUUGAUACUUGAUAAUUGAUAGAAUGUGAGAGUUGGUAGGCAAUUUUAUUUAGUAUUUGUCUAUACUUCUAGUAUAUCACAAUGAUAUACUUUUAAGUUUCUGCUUUCAGUGAGAAUGCUGCAGCUGGCAAGAUGCAAUUGCAUGAUUGCUGACUCAAAUAUGCCCUAGAUGGCAUCAGCAGUCUGCAACUGUGUUCACUGCAUGGUGCUGGCUGUCGCGCACACAGCCCUCCACCAACUGCAUCCUGGUGCUUAAAGGCAUGGACAAAAGUUUCCCUUCCAUCCUUGAUCACCACAUAGUAGCAGCCAGUGUCCUAGUUGAAAGUUACACACCUGCUUCCUUACAUUAGUCCAACCAGUAGCACAAUUGGUCCAAUAUUGUCCACUCUGUCCAUCAGCUCUCCAAUAUCGCAAGAAAUCUUUCCGAGCACUGCUAUCUCAGGUCUUAAAUCUGGGAUCUUCUGCAUACAAAGGAGGCAUUCUGCCACAGAGAAAUGAUUCCUCCCAAAGUUACACAUUGAUUUUUAUUAUUGGCAACCCUUAGUAUGUUAAAUGAGGCAAAGACGGCUGAUAAGAGGCAGAAGUGAUUGCUUUAUUUGCAUCAAUUGUUGGGCAAGGUUUCCUGGUCAUAGUUUCCUGGUCAUAGGCUUCCACUUUGUACUCCAUUUGUACCUUGGGGACCCAUUUCCUUGUGUGUUUCUGUUCUAGAUAUGACCAGAGUAGAUGUUUCUAAUUACUGACUAAGCGAAACAGAAUCUAUCAGGAAGAUUCUGUUUUGUGGCUGAUGGGGGAAUUAAUAAACCCUCUUGUCUAGCUGUCACUCUGAAGAAGCAGCCAUAUUCAGUUGCCAUAGUGACAUGAUGUAACUCAGAAUGGAAGAAAAGCAGAUGUCACAAAGUGCAAUUACGGUGUACUUACUGAUUUAUCUAGGAACAUUCUUCAUUUUAUUCCCCGAGAAGCUGUUUAUGCAGGAGGAGAAACAUGUGAGUUGUCAGGGUUGGAGUACAUAAAAAUCUUUUAAUGAUUAGGCUGAAAUUGAGAUAUGUCAGCAGUAAUGAAGAAAACCGCCUCUCCUCUCUCUUACACACAUUACUUUAUAUGCCAUUUCAUAGUUUCCUGACAGCUUUCUUUAGUGUUUUGUGUGGUCACCAUUCACCGGGCUGAAGGAAAUUUCAAUGGGAGGGGGAGCCAUCUAUUACAAUGUAAAAGAGAUUAAUUUAGAAGCAUGCACUUCAGUCACCAGAAUCAGGCCUGUUCUCCUUGGAGGAAGUGUGAAGAACACUUAAACUGGUGAGGUUGUGAAAGCAGGUGGUGGAGGUGUUGGCUCUUGCCAAAAGGGCGAUGGGAGAUUUUUGAUAUUUUAGGACUCAGAAGUGCCCCAUAGAGUAUACCUUUUAAAGUCCAGUGGGCCUGCCACUUACACUCACCUUCUGCUAUUGCAACCUUAUACAGAGGUGGGGGAAUAAAUCAAUGGAGUGGUGGGACAUUAGGAUGUCUUUGGUCCCUUCCUCCACUGUCUCCAAGGACAAGGAGGGGCUUAAAGUGCCAGUGCAGCAGCAGGAGAAGCCACAGGUUGCUGUCAAACUUAAAAUCCAUUUAAGUUUAGGAAGAGACAUGGCUAUGCUGUUGCUUCAGUGGUCCAGUUCAGGGCUCAAACCUGGGACAUAGAUGCCUAGCCAGCUAUGUAGCAGGAAUGGUGAGUAUAUCCUUUGCACCUGAGGAGAUGCUGUAAUUGAGUGUCUUACCAAUAAAGAACUAACACUCAUUUGUUCUCCUUGUGCUGGGUGUGCUCAGGACAACAUACUAGUCUCUGAGUAUGAGAGACGUCAGGAGUGCCGUAUUAUGGGUUUGGAAUCCUUGGAAUGAAGGUGACUGGAGACUGUGUGUUUUAGUGAUAUGUUUUUUAUUUACACAUAUAUACAAGCUAAGCAGAAGAUGAAGAGGCUCACAGCAUUAACACUCAGCCUAACAGAUCUAACUUGCCCAUUUGGCUUCAGGUCUCCCUCUGCGUUAGGGCUUUGGGUUCAGCACAGAGUGCAAGGCCAUGUAGGCACCCCCAUUUAUUUUGUGAGCAGUAUGCUCCCACCACAGGUUUGGGAAGUGGUGUACACAUGACAUUAGUCAAUGUCCAUAUACAUCUUGCAUCUAUCCUGUCAUUUCUUAGGAAAUAGUGUGUUUUGAUGUACACUCCCCACCAAAACUAGCUUUAUCGGAAUUGAGAGAAAGAACCACCUAGCUGAAUUUUAAGCAGGUAAUGUGUAAAUGACCAUCUCCAUGUCAUCCCAUCUCCACUCUAGCUCACACCUUGCCAAUUGUUCUCCUACACCUAGGAUAAAGUGUCUAGUUGUUUCUAUGGCAACAUAGCCAGAUCUUUAGUCAUGUAAAAAGGAUGCUUAACAAGUUUGACUAGGGCCAUUAACUUGACAAAGAGACUGAUUUGACCACUGCGGCAGUUCCUUUUACAAGAAAAUCCCAUAUUACAAACAGAAAAACUAAGGGCUUAGAAGGAGCCCCAAAUGGCAAACCAACCAACCCCCCCCCCCCGGCCCCCCGCCUCCCGCAAUCCUGCAACACUAUAUAAAGUGGCAAUGCUGCAGUGGGAAUUCAAUCAGAUCUUUCAUACAUUUAACCCAAAGAUUUAAGGGAAAACUUUGGAAACUUGAGGGUUUAAUGUGUAAACAGCUAUGGUGUGUUUUGCACAACAAUGCCAAUUAUAAUCAAAAGCCUUCUCUCAUCUGAUGUGGUCUACAGCUAUGAUAAUGCUUUUAAGAUAGAUGAAAUAUAAAGCCAGUGAAGAGGACUGUUCCGAUGAAACACAUCUGUUGAAUUAACUUUUUAAUUGGAUGCAUAGUUUAUUAGACUAGGAACUAAUUUUCGCCCACAUAUUCCCUUCUCCUGCCUCUUCCAUGCCACACUUUCCCACUACAGCCAAAUUGGCUACUAUGGCUAUAGAGCGGAAACUGAUGCAUGAAAUCAGAAUCUGUUGAAAUAAUAAAAAUAAAAUAAUAAUGUAUCUGGCAAGGACUCUUGGACUUCUAGAAGCUGCAACAGGGUAACAUUACUUAAGAAAGCACAGCAGUCUAUGAGUAACUCAUUAAAUUCAUAGGGAGACGUGCAUAUUUUACUGUGCUUCUUAACAUUUAUUAAUUUUUAUCUAGUAGCAGGCGAUGACGGACGAACUCGAACUAUAAUUUUAGCAGUUGUAUUGUCAGUUGUUGGUUUCCUCCUCCUGAUCCUUAUUAUUCUGCUUAUUAUCUGCUGCUGCAAAAGAAGGAAAGGUACGUGGGCUCUCUGAACCAUUUCAUAGAAUCAUAGAAUCAUAGAAUCAUAGAGUUGGAAGAGACCACAAGGGCCAUCGAGUCCAAUCCCCUGCCAAGCAUGGAACAUUUAAAACAUGGAAUUAUUUAAGGAGGGAGAUUAGGUCCAAAGAACUGACUUUUGUGACAGUGGCAGAUUUCUACUUGUAUUCUUGAUAAAUGUAGAUACGAACACUAGAAAUAACCGGGAGAAAGACUGGGACUUAAACACUGAUGGUGAGGAAUGGAAUUCAAUGUGGCAUAAAUUCCCUUAUAAAUCAACCUCAAUCAAAUAUAGAGAAACAGCCCGGACCAGAGGGGAAACUGUUCCUCAUAAUCUGCUGUUAAAUUUCUUAAUGGUAUACAAUCCAGUGGUGAGCAAUUUGUAAAUAAAAAGCAAUUGGAAAUGACAAGACUGUUUGAAACGCACUGUUAACUGUUUACACAUCAAGCCCUCAGUUACUGGCACAGCUAAUUUGAGAAGUUGCUUUACCAUUCCUCUCUGCAAGUGCAGCAUUAUGCAUAAAAAGUAAACGAUUCCAGCCAACACCAGGGCACAGACUGCCUCUGUUGUGCUUGUUCCCUGGCAGUGUGGCCAGGCCAUUCUCUUCAAACGCAGGUCUUCCUGCACGGAUAACCCUGGAGUUUCCAGCGAGCUGCUCUUCCGCAGAGCCCCAUUCUGUUGUGGGGGAAGGAGAGGGUGGCAGCUGGACGCAGUCUUGGAGUGCCUUGACUUGAAUAGUCUGCUUGCAGCCUGUUAUAGAAAUAGUGGUACAUAGGUGCAUGUGUGCGGAGAAAGGAUAAUAGGGUGGAGGGUGGUGGGUGGUGGACGGUGUCCCAUUGAGCCACACCACACCCUGCUUUCCAUGUGCAAAGGGAGCAAGAUUGCAGCCCAAGCUUCAGAGGAAUUUGCUGCAGAGUGAUUACUUAUUUUUGAGAUAUACAGUCGUACCUUGGUUUUCGAACAGCUUAGUUCUCAAACGUUUUGGCUCCCGAACGUCACAAACUCGCAAGUGACUGUUCCGGUUUGCGAACUGUUUUUGGAAGUCGAACGUCCGACGGGGCUUCCGCAGCUCCCUGCAGCCAAUCAGAAGCGGCGCUUGGGUUUCCGAACGUUUUGGAAGUCGAACGGACUUCUGGAACGGAUUCCAUUUGACUUCCAAGGUACGACUGCAUAGAAAAAAUGUAUAGCAUAGUGAUCCUACAUGUGAGUUAUGAAGGGAAGUUCUUCCUGCCUACAAUAAUUCUCUCUCUUGUUUGAAUGAGGAGUCCAGGUCCACACAAGCAGAGCACCUCCUUUUUACUUGAAUGACUGAGGGUGUCUGUGCAUGGACAAUCUCAGUUUGAGCGCUGGAGCACCUUUAUGUAUUAAAUUAAUAUAUUUAAGAAGACUUAAGAGUGUUCUUUUCAAAUAAAUUGCUAUUUUUUUUUAGAAUAUAUUCUAAAAUCUGACCUUUCCCCCCAGACUCCAAGUAUCAAGAGGAGAUGAGGUAAGCUGAUUAUCAUUUUUGUUUCACUCAUUUAGUAAAAUUUCUAUUUAUUAUUUUGCCCAGCUUGGCCUGUGGUCAGGGAUGAUGAAAGAUGCAAUUCAACAACAUCUUGAGAGUCACAGGUUAUCCCCCCUCUAUUAUUAGAUUUGAAACGUACAAAGCCAGGAAGAUACAAACUAUUUGCCAAGGAUAAUAUGUAUAUUUUCUUUUAAAAUGUCCAGAUGAAAAUAAAAGAGAAAAAGAGAUUCUAUUUCAUUAUAAAUUUAAGUGAUUUUAAAUUGCUGAAUUAUCUGUCAUCAUCACAUAACAUUUGACUGCAUGAAUAAUACAUGAUUUACCUUUAAUACCCUUUAACUUUAAUAGCAACAUGACUCCAAACUGAAACUUUGAUCCAUCAAAGAACUGUUUUGCAUUGGAACAUUCUUAUAGUAGCCUUAAUAUGUGCAACAUAUUUCAUUUCAUAUAUUUGAGUUAAAACAUUUUUAUACCACCCUUCAUUUUAAAAUUCCAAGGCAUUUUGCAACACAUAAAUACUCGGUGGAAACAGGGCACUAAAUGCUGCAAUUACAGCAACAACCACGGGAGGUCACUGUGCACCAGAAUAGCUCAUGCCUCCUAGCUCAAGUAAUGAUUACAGUGGAUAUGCCAAUUCUACAGGCUCUUCGAGUAUAGAAUUUCUGUUGUACAGAAACAGAACUGAAAGCGAGACAGGUUGGCAUAUGUUAAUUGUAACCAACUGGUAGGCAAAUUAGAUGACAUUCUCUGCUUUUCUAAGACUUAUUUGAAAGCAAACUUUGGAGAGAGGAAAAAAGAUGUUUGGUAACAAAUUGCUUCUAGCUUUGCAAAAUUAGUUUUGACCACUUAAAAUGAAGUAAGCUAAUUGUCUUUAUGCUAGAAUGCAUUAGGUUGUUGAGCUUUAAAAUGUAAGAGAUCUUUCAUCUGUAUUGAGAAGCUGUUAAUCAAUAUUGAACGGAAACUUUAAAAUGACGUCAUUGUGGGAAAGGUUUGCCAGGGUUUUUGUUUGCAUUCAUCUUCAAGACUGAAAGCUAUCCUUUGCCGUCAGAGGAAAGAAGGAAACUUAAUUCUGAUUUGGGCUAAUCAGUGCAAAUGCUGAUCUAGGUAUGCCAUAUUUUGUUUCACCUUAGCUUGGCAGUUAAAUCAUUCACUGAGUUCUAGAAAAAAGGAUCUGGCUCACAAUCUAUACAAAAACCCCUCACAUUUCAGAAUUGAUAUUUUAUGGCAAAAUGCUAAUUGUCAUUAAAAUGUAUUACUUGCUGUUCAAGAAAGUGGCAGAGAUUAAUCAUGCCGGAUUGGUCUGUGCUACACUACCCGGAUCUCCAAGCGGUGCGAGAUUCCAGGGCUUGAAUUUCCUUUGGGAAUGAGGCACAGUGGAGACCAUGGUGUCUUUAUGAUAUAUGGUUUAUUUACACAUAUACACAACCUGAGCCUACAGUGGUUCACGGCAUUAAGGGUCUUGUUUCUUGUUUGAACUUUGGAUUCAAGCAGAAAUUAAACAUUGUGCUGUGCCUCUCUGGCGUUCCUGCCUGUAGCUUCACUUCUGGGUCACAUUACACACACUAAAUGCUGGCCUUUUGCCAUUCUCACUAUCUAAGAGUUAGAGGAGGGCCCCCACUCAUCUGCUGUCUGGCCCAGAGCCCCCUCUCACUUACUUUCUUAAUGGCCCAUCACCCAGGUAAUUACCUGAAUAGGAAAGCUAGCCCGGCUUAUUUAGCUUUUAACCCUUGCUGCGUCCAGGGAUUAUGUGUCUGUUGUCCAGUUUAACACCCCAAACCUUGAUUAAAUUCUAACACUUCACUGGAUCCAAGAAUUUAGUGGAGUCUAGCACCCACAAACUCACAACACAUCCAAGGGUACUUGCAGUUAUUGCAAGUUGUUGAAGGGGAUUUAGUUGGUUCAGGACUUGUGAGAGGGCAAUGCACGGGUUUUGUACUGAGAAGAGGACUCUGGUCCCAGACUGCUCCCCUUUCCCUCUUUUAUUACAGCUAAAGCAAAGGCAGCAGACUCCCCAUCAUGCAUUUCUUAGUCAAUACCCAGGAAUGGGACUUGCACAAUAGAGCUACAAUAGUUGGCUUGACUCCUUUUGCCUGGCAUCUGACACUGCGUUUCUGUAACAGCUGAUGUAUAGAAUAAGCCCAGAAAGCAGAUUAAAUUUAAUACUUCGGCUUAAAAACAGCACUGGAUCAGGCUGUUCCUUAGCUAGUUAGUAACUAUGUACUGAAAGCUUUGAGAGCAUGCCAAAAAGCUACUAAUGUAUUACUUUUGCAAGUUGUACCUGGAGUAAAAACUGCUGAAUUCAGAGUUUUUGGUAAAUUAGAUAUGAAGUGAACCCAGAGACCAUGCUUCACUUCUGUCCCCAGAACAAACUCACUCUCAUAGUAUCGCCCACUAAGUACACAAAAAGUCCCAUAAAUUCAAUAUAGGUGAUAGGUUAAUAAUAGAUAGUAAGCAGCGGUACUGGCUGACUUAACAUGACCCCUUAAAUUGUCUAUCUGCCAUAAAGCUGAAAAAAUGAGGAAAGUCUUUUGUGGUUGCACUGAAAGAUCUCAAAUGACAGGGGUUCAAAGGUAAGCAUUUUCUAUUUUCUAGAAAGUCAUCAGAAAAGAAAACUGCUGAUAAAAAUUUGGAGACAGACAGACACAGUGGACAAGAAAAUUAUGCAUACAGUCCAGAGGAUACAAGGCGUGCUGGGCAAAUGACAGGUGAGCAAAAACUGUGUUUGGGAAAAUUUCUAUACAUCACAAAAAUGCAUGUGAAAUGCUUCUCUGGAGCACUUGGAUGGGCAGAGAAUAGCCUGAAUAUUUGUUUUGUUCUCAGAACAGUGGGAUAUUUGGCUACCACUGUGUGACUUGAAAAGCUAGGAUGAAUUGACCGAGGACCCGAAGCCUGGUUUGGCCAGUGUGUGGCAUCAAGCUGAAAUCAAUGAACUGUUUCCUCUAGAAGUCAUUUAAGGGCAACUUUCAGUGCCCGCUUCCCAAACAUAUUAGUCAUCUGUGCAAAUGGCCCUCUAUGCAGGACAAUGCGUUUCCUAGGCAUGUGCUUCCAGUCAUUUCUGGUCAACGUGUCUAAAGGUACCAUGCGGCUGAUAAAUAUUAAUGUUAUAUAUGCGUAUCUUAAAUCCUCAACUCAAUCCUUCUCUAUUUUAAGUGGUUUGAGGAUGGUAGCCAUGAAUAUCGGUUAAGUUAUGCACAGCAAUCCUAAGCAUACAAACUGGAAAGCGAGAUUUAUUUCAAAAUCAGUUGCAGCUUAAUUUGAUUAUUUUUUAACAAAAUGAAUUAUAAAAUUCUUUUUUAACCCAGUGGUACACUGUAUAAACCCAUAUGCCAAGCAUGAAUAAUAAGGUAGUAUGGUGUCAUCUGAAUAUCCUGAUUCGAUUCCAAGCUUCAUGUUGAGCAGCAAAAGUGAGAUAGCAGCACUGCUGAAGCAGGGCCCUGUGGCAAGAGAAGCAGGCAUACAGACUCCCCUUCCUAAAGCGUCUUGUUGAAAAUACUGCCUAGAAUAAUGAAUAUUUACUUCCUCCCAGGAGCUCAAGGUGGCCUACAUCGUUCUUCCCCACCCACUUUUAUCCUCACAACAACUCUCUGAGGUUGAGAGAAAGUGACUGCCCAAGGUCACCGCAGUAAGCUUCAGGGCUGAGUGUGGAUUUGAACCCUGGUCUCCCAGGUUCUUAUCCGAAAUUCUAACCACUAUGCAACGCUCCCUAUAUUCCAUUACCCUGGAAAAGAUGUGCACAGAUGCCAUGAUUAGGUCCCGAAGAUGGAUAGAUAGAAAAACAGACACACAAGCCUUAUGUAGUGUCAUGCUAUGCUAUAUGUGCAGUAUGUGCACUCAUUGUUCACUUCCGUGUCUUACCCUACACAUACCGUAUACGCAGGGAAUGUAUGUGAACCUUAGUGUGAGUUACAUGUUAACAAACUUGACAAAAGCAUUUGGAUUGAAUGCUCAAAUAGAUAAUCUUUGUGCAGCUUGUUGGGUCAUGAUUACAUUGGUCUUCCUUCAGUGCAGAACAAGCUGCACUGAAGAUAGUCCUACUGUAACCCAACCAUUUAUAAAUGGUGCAACCUGCAGUGGAUUUGCCAAGGGGUACAUUGGAGUGCUUGAAUAGAUAAGUCUCCACAAAUUUCUUAGCAGGGUUUUAACAAAGCACCCACCCAAUUUACAGCAAAGUAUUCUGUUUCAUGAAGAGCGGUCUGUUCUCUUUACACAAAAAGGACAUCUAAAAAUACCUACAUUUGUUUGUAUUCUGAAAUGAUUUAUAGUUCCUGCCAUUCUGAAGAAUCAAUAACAGUUAUCCUUUGUAUAUUGUCUUGCAGGAGUUCCCUCUUUCUCCCCAGAUAACUCUAGCCUGUACGCUCCAGACGGGGAUUUAGACGUGAAUCCUGCAUCACAGGUAAUUGGAACAAGUCUUUUACAGACUGUGACAUAUUCCAUAAACAUGUAAUGGACUUAAGUGAUGGUUUCUAAAAGGUCUGGAAUUUUUUAUUUUUUUGGGGGGGGGGGGAAUGCAUUCUAGCUUCUGUCCUUAAUGCUCUCUUAGUCUAUUGAAUGUUCUUUCAAAAAUAUCCUUAGCACAGCAAAACAGCAUUUUCAAAACAUGCAAUUCACAUCAGAAAUUUGGAUACAAAGAUUAAUAUUUACAAAAGAAUAAAACAGCAUCAUCUUGAAUGCUUGGUCUAAGAUUUCAUGCACCCUGGGACUUCAGCUUGGAGAGGGUGGUUCUGAGUUGGAAAUUGGGCUGUGGGGAAAGGGUUAAGCCCCCUUCUCCUUGUUGUUGCUUCCAUUAAAUUUGUAGCCUCCUGCAGCAUACACAAACGCACACACCUUGGGAGACUUUUACGUCUUUGCUGUGUAACAGCAGACAGUACUUUACAUCACCUGUGUGCUUUAUAGUACAAGCAGUGAACACAAUUAUGCAGGACACCUGCCUGAGAAUCGUGAGAAAUUUGCAGACGUGAAAAUAAGAGGUACACACUUGAGUGGAAUCCAUAGAGUUGAUUCUUUGUGAAGGAACAAACGCAAGGCCCACGUGGCCAACAUUUGGGCUGGUAAAUUCCAAACAGACAAAAUUGCUUCCACUCUAACCAACAGACCACAGGAGAGCCCCCACUCUCUUCUCAUUCCCCGACGCAUGCUGCCUCUAUUAUCCCCCCUUUUCUUUCCUGCCCCAGUUUAUACUGUAAUAGGAUUGAGGGUUGGGCUGGAUGAUCACAAGAUCCUUCCCAACUGAGUGAUACUUUAGUGGUAAGGCUGGCAUAUAGGUUUAUUGCAGAAAAGAAUUACAUGUUUCAAGGUGAAAAUAGUAAAAAAAAAAAUCGGUACCCUUGUACAUGCCUAGCCAGUUGCCCUCUGAGUGUAAAAUAUUUUCAGUAAGAAGACAGGAAUGAUCCUGCAGUGACCAGCAUCACAUCUAGUGGGCCUAGGCUCUGACGUGGUACCUGACUGCUCCUCUCUAGGUGGGCACGUGGGGCCCAGGGCUUCAGCCCCCCCCCCCAGUCCAGCCCUAGUUGCACUGCUUGCUUUCCCCCAUCUCCCUCCUCCUCCUUUCUUAUUUCAUAUCCUUUUCAUGGCAAGGCUUCAUUGCUACAAGCACAAUACAAGACAGGAGCAUUUUGAAUUAUGCUCUUUGUUCAAUUAUUUGUGAAUUUCGAUGGGGUAUCUGGCUAUUGAAUGAUUUAUUGGUCUGGCAGUAGGUCAUUGUGCAAAGCUGAGGCUACUGUGUUGGCUAUUAAGAUCGGGAAUGCUGUAUUUCAAAGAGUUUUGUGUUUGGAUCAUACUGAAAACAUGCCUUGAGCCUGCAAUUUGCAGAGUUUUUGCCAUAUAUCGUAGUCUGCUUGCAUUUUCUGUUUGCGCCAGCUUGCCAGGACCUUCCAGGUUCUGUCACAUUCAAUGCCAACAAAUGAUAGCGCUGAUCUUAAAUAGCAUUUCUUGCAUAUAUGAUGGCACAUAAACCACGUACCCAUCACUCAGAUCCAGUUUCCUGGGAACCUCACAUUUCAGAUCUUUUGCUUACUUUAUUAGCUAUCUCAGGGAGAUUCCAUAACUUGUGAAUAUUUUCUCAUGAUGACUCGUGAUAGACUUGGGGAUGCAUCCUUUGAACCACCAAGUCUCAGAAGUCUGAACCCUAUUUUUUCUCUCCCUUUGAUUGGUGUCUGAGCAGGCCAAUUUUCUGAUAUUACUCUCCCUCUCAGGGUAACACAGAGGUCAGUUUCCUUUAGAAUGUUUGUUCUUAGAAUGUAUGCCUUUUUCAAUCUGUUUGAUUUAGAGCCCGGAGAACAGUUGGUGUUGAAAGAACAGAUCAAAGUCACCUUAACUGUGGGGCUAUCUCUUGAUUGAGAGAGUCAGGCAAUUGCAGGAACAAUAAAGCAUCAUGAAGAGCGAAGUAGAUCAAUUUCAUAAUGACCUAGUCUGUAAGAUCAGGUGGCUUUGCAGGAGGAUGGUGUAGGUUACAAAGAAGUUCUAUUUUAACAACACCAUGCCCAAUCAACACACUUAAAAAAAUUAGUAUUUCCCUGUAGGUGUCUUCAUGACCUUAGACUUAACCUGACACCAAUUUCUGGGCUCAUCACUGAAUGUUGUAGGAUGGCUUUUCCCAUUUGAGAACAUGACAAACAGUUGCUGCAUUGCACUGCGAACAAGGCAAUCAUUUGAUAACUGUGUUCUUGCUCUAUCAAAAUUUACCAAUGGCUUCUUUCUUAGUUUUUGGAUACAUCUAGUGGGUAUAAAAUUUCAUUUUUUUAAGGAAUGAGGUUUUAUCUGCAGUAUCAAAUGAAAGUGACUUUAAAAUAAAAAUAAUCUAGCUCAGGAGUCAGCAAACUUUUUCAGCAGGGGGCCAGUCCACUGUCCUUCAGACCUUGUGGGGGGGCCGGACUAUAUUUUUUUUAAAAAAUGAAUGAAUUCCUAUGCCCCACAAAUAACCCAGAGAUGCAUUUUAAAUAAAAGCACACAUUCUGCUCAUGUAAAAACACCAGGCAGGCCCCACAAAUAACCCAGAGAUGCAUUUUAAAUAAAAGGACACAUUCUACUCAUGUAAAAACAUGCUGAUUCCUGGAGCAUCUGUGGGCUGGAUUUAGAAGGCGAUUGGGCUGGAUCCAGCCCCUGGGCCUUAGUUUGACUACCCAUGAUCUAGCUUCACCAGUUCUGAUAGUGCCCUUGUGCUGAGUUAUGGGGAGCCUCAGAGUACGCACCUUGCCUGUGACUCUUGGCAUAUGCCAAUCAGGUGCCCUGAGCCAUCUCUUUGCUGAGACGUUCCAGGGGAUGGGCACCUCAUGAUCAGCAAGGCUACAGGCACCUGCCUCUUCAAGCCCACCUGCUGAAAACUCUCCAGUCUUUUUUUUUUUUACUCUACUUCCCAGUAAGCAACAGCGAGAUGACCAACCGAUGUCAGGUGAGUGGUGAUAACCCAGCUGCUAUCUGCUGUUGACAAAAACUCAUUUCAUUUUAUGAAGCUACCAUUGUUUCCCCUGAGUCACAAAAAACAACAAGUGAAGGUUACUUUCUUUAACUUGAGCCUUUAAUUGGGCACAUUUGUAGCAUGCACUGUCUGGUGCACAAAGCACUGUUGGAUGAAUUUGAAAGAAGCAUUAGUAGGCGAGUCUUUCUGUCACAGUGUUUGUCACUGCCUGCAAAUCAACAUGAAAGUAGAUUAAAUGGCAGCACCUUCUAUUGAAGAUCUCAUGGUUGACAAUAGAUGCAAAUUGUUAGGCAUCUGGAAAUUUGGCAGCAUUUUUGCAUUUCUGCUCACGACGUCAAAUCAGACCGACAGGAAUCUGGAUUUUUCUGUUGUGGGGAACAGAAGGCUUCUGUUAGUGCUAUUGUGAUACAGUGAUGAUGUCAAUGGAAGAGGCAUAAGUGCAUGCAUAGCUUGGCCUACAAGAUCAAGGUGGAAUACUUCUGAAGCUGCUUAAGCUCAUGAGAUCACACCAGGUCAAAUGCCUCUCCCCCAUAAUCUGAAGUGGAAUCCUCAGAGGAAGUUGGGUGUUGAGUGAUCAUCUUCCAAGAUUCAUGACUGCCUGAUUUAUUAUGAAGUUGAAAUAGGAGAUUUGUCCAUCCCUACUGAAAAGGGGCACAAGCAGUAUAUACUAACCACAACCUCAGUUCUCCAAGAGCUAGCCCAAAAACAGCAGUAACCAUUCGCAAGAGGGAUAUAUCUCAAGGAACAAGAGAUUUGCAAAAGUCCAGAAAAAUCAUUAAGAGAAAAUAGGUGCUGCAUGGAUUACGACAAAAAAAGAGCCCAAUGUGGACUGAGUAUGCUUAGUGGGCAUGUGAUACUGACUGCUCAAGAAGAAGAAAAACGGAAAGCUAAGGAAUAUCCUGGAAGAAGGGAUGACUGCGCAGGAGCCUUCCAAAAUGCAAUAUUCUGUUGCAGGUCCCACUUGUUUUUGACAACUGGAACACAUUCAAGAAAACUUGCAAAUGAGCAAUGGAGUAUCAAAUCCUAGGACUUUUAUGACAGCAUAUCAACCAUAAGGGCUCAGUAUCACAUAAGUCCUAGAAUCCAACUCUUCAUUGCUCAUUUAUACAACAAAAGUGGAUUUUGUGAGCCCUUGUGGUUGCUAAGAAACUUAUACUUCAAACCUGGAAGGAUAAAUACCCAGCAUCUACUACGCAAUGGUCUGAGGAUCUCCCUGCCCUGGCGACAUUUGAACAUUUUUCAUAUAGACAUCAAUUUUGUGUGGAUACCUAUUUGGACAAGUGGAUUACUUAUUUUAACUUAAGAUACUGAUCAAAGUGCCUUCUCUCUGAAAAAAACUACUGGCUUCUUUGUGUGUGCAUGUGCUGAGUAAUUACUGUCCAAAAGAGAAUUAUAUAACCAAUGCAAAGUCUUGAGAAUUCAUAUGCUGAAGGCAUCAGUGGAAUAUUGCACUACAGUGUUAACCUAAAAAAUCUCAGAGUCCUCAGUACAAUAGGCAAGUUCCAUCACAUCCACCCUGGCGAGGUGUUGGAAGGGGAUUCCCUUCCUCUAGAGCAGCCCAACUUUCUGUAGCAUGAGGGGGCAGUGGGAGGUUCCAUUUGCACAAGGGGAAGUCACAAACUAGAUGCCUCUAGGGCAUGAGUGAUUCGGGCAAGCCCAGCCAUUUUUAGAUAGGGUCAUGGCUGGCAUACCAACCUUAGCUGAUAAAAGGCUACCUAGCUACUGCUGCCACUUGCGCAUCCCUGGUGAGCAUCAAGUCCAGGUGAACCCCCAGACUAUGAGCUCGGUCCUUUGGAAUGCAAGGGCUUUGAUGUAGCCAAGAAGCAAUGGGUGUCCACUCCUGAUAAUGCAACCUGUAUGUUUAUGGUGUUCUGCUUCCUUUUCUUGCACAGAUCUCACCACAGUUUUCUAGCUCAUCAGAGUCUCUUCAACGUAUCUCCCCUGCCCCAUCUUUUCACAACGUUAAUCAACGUUCACAAAAAGGCACAGCACAGCAAUCCCGGACUAUUCCUACAGUGCGAUUCAGAAGCGUCUCUUCAAAGUCCCACAAAUCCAGAGCUCCCCAGCUACGUGGUUCAAAACUACACCCCCAUAUUUACCGAUCUGAUGGCAAACGUCGCUACACCAGGAAGGUGUACCCACAAAGGUGGCAAGCUGGUGGCCAGCAUAGAUACACGAGGAGGCCAACACACCAUCCUGAACAAUCAAAGGCCCAAGAUACUCAAACCCACCAUUCCAGGAAGCAGCAUUUGCCUCACAGAGGACAACAGAAGGAGAGUCCACCUCGACAAAGUGAGCCUCACUCCCAACAGAGGCUGCAAGAAUUCCAGAAAAAACAAUUCUAUCCUGGCACCAGGACAAAGGUGCUCAGAGUUCAGCCUCCCCAAUAAAGGAAUUACUAUUAUUACUGAUGAUGAUGGGGAACCAGAAGUCCAAGCCCAGCACAUCUGAGGUCUCUGCAUUAUAUUUGGACCAAGAAUCUCCCAAUGUCCAUAAAAGUAGUUUAGGGUGCAAUCCAAACUUCCCAAACAGGUGGACGGGCAGAAGUGGACCCGUGGAUUUCCUGUUAGUGUCUGCAGUGGAAGCCAGCAGAAAGCCCUCAGAUGGGGUGUUCCAUGGAUGGUUUGAACUGCCUGGGUUCAACUGGAUCCUAGGUUGCCCCACUGCCAUCAAAUGACAGCAUCAGGCCCAAUCCAGACCUGAUUGCUGCACCACCUCCAAGCUGACACAGCAGCUUUCCUGCCUUAUCUUCCGCCAUUGGAGCCAACUCCUAGGAGCCAAGAGGUCUUUGCUCCCCCCCCCAAAAAAAAUAUUUGAGGGAGCCAGGCUCCACCCAAGUUGAUGGGCAUUGCUAUUCAAAUGGGGUGUGUGCACCAUGUCAUGUGAUUGAUUAUGCGAGGCGGGGCUUCCCUGGGCCACCCAACAUGUUAUUCAAGUUGGCACCCUGUCUUCUACUCCAUCCAACAUAUGUGACAGGGCUGUGGAAGCUCCACUGAUCAGCGGUUAGGGAUAGGGUUGUGCUCUUACUUUUUUUAUUAUUAUUAAGCAGAGUUACUGUUUUUUUGCAACUUUUGAAUAUCUUCACAAUUGUGGAAAUGUGAACUACAUACUUUGUAAUUCUAUGCCCACUUACCUCAAUGACUUGUUUACUCACUCAGUAGGACUUAUUUCUGAUUGCACUUCUGUUCUUUUUGCUGGGAACAAAUGAGAUUGGAUUUUUUUUAUUUUUGCCAUCUUUGCUUAACAAACUAGGUCCUAUGAAUGAAAAUAUGCUUUUUUCCCUGAGAUGUCUAUGAAGUGAAAUGAGUAGGGAAAAUUCCCGUUGAAUUCCACAGCAUUUAGGUCAUGCUUUUAGGACUGUAGCUAAUCCUGAAAAUUUGAUGACACUGAAUUUAAAAUUGAAAUAUAAAUUUGCUAAAUGAAAUAAACAAAAUGCCAUGGUAAUUUCUGGACAUGUAUUUCUGUCCUUUAUUUAUAUUAAUACAUGAUAUUAUUUAUUACAUUUAUAUCCUGCUUUUCCAUCAUGGGCCUAAAGGUGGUGAUCAUGCAGUUACUGGGGUUAUUUUCUCUCUCUACAAACAAUAAAUAAGAGGGCCAUUAGAUAACCAAAUCCCAAAUUAAAAAGCAUUCAAAAUGUUUGCCAGAUAGAAUUAGAAAUACAUCCACUCCGUUGUCCUAAUGAAUUUAUAACAUAAAACAAAUUAGACAAGUAAUUAAAGGAGAAAUUAAUGCAUUAAAAGGGAAAAUGGAAUCAUGAGGCUCAGUCACUUUUGUAAAUGGCCCUAUUAGGAUUUAUUGAAUGAAGGAGAAAAUAGCUGACAAGCAAAAUGAGCAGGGUGGGGGAAGGAUCCAAAAUCUCUUUGUGCGAGGACCAGUAGGGAUCCAAUACGAAUGUAGCAAGCAAGAGGAAGACGAAGGUGACAGAAUUCUGUUGAGGGACAUAUUUUUUUAAUUCAGUAGAGUGAUGGGAGUGUCUUGCUUAUUGCGCAUUAAUUAAUUAGUUCCCAACUACUCAUUAAAGCCAGAUGGUCCACUAGACAAACAUAAAUGUAAAGGACCCCUGGAUGGUUAAGUCCAGUCAAAGGCGACUACGGAGUUGCGGCACUCAUCUCGCUUUCAGGCCAAGGGAGCCGGCUUUUGUCCCCAGACAGCUUUCCUGGUCAUGUGGCCAGCAUGACUAAACUGCUUCUGGCACAACGGGACACUGUGACAGAAGCCAGAGCGCAUGGAAACGCCAUUUACCCUCCUGCUGCAGCAGUACCUAUUUAUCCACUUGCAUUGGCAUGCUUUCGAAUUGCUAGGUUGGCAGGAGCUGGGACAGAGCAACGGGAACUCACCCCAUCAGGGGAUUUGAACUGCCAACCUUCCAAUUGGCAAGCUCAGUGGUUUAGACCCCAGCCUACUGAGGGGGCAGUGUGUUGCCAUUAGUUAGAAAUGCCACUGCUGCACCAAACCCAGAAAAGAUGGGUCACCCUGUGGCCAAGGGAAAAGAGGAGAAAUCAACAUGCAAGGAGAGGUGAAUGCAGGUGGCAGAAAGAGCGAGUGGAACCAGAAGGGGAGAAGGGAGUGAUUAUUUAUGCUAAGCAGGUGCCUAUGGACAGUGCAGGUAAUGUAGCUUUCCAACAUAGGUUUAUGCUGCUUGCAUUUGAAAGAUCAGCCCUCAGAAUUUUGGCUAUGUAAGGGUCAGGACCAGCCAUGCCAUUAGGCAGAAUGCUGCAAUCACCCCAGGCAGCAAAUACCUCCUGCCCGCCAUUCUUCUUGAACUCCUUGCCAUUUCCCUCUGGCAAAGAGCAGGGGUGUGUCUGCCACCCAACCUGUCCUGUACUCCCUAAGCUACUGAAAUCUUGUAAGCUCCACCAGUUGGAGGAUGCUAUCCCAUUGUCUGUGCUGGUCAGCGUCUACACAUGGUGAUGGUAAAAUGGGGCAUCUUUACUGCAGGCAGCAAAUAUCUUUGGCUGGUCCUGGUAACGAUCACAAAUUAUGGGUGAGAAGCUGAGGAAGAGAGAGGGAAUGUUUGAAAAGGAACAAAAAUAUUGAGUUACCAUUUAAUGAAAAGUCUAGUGAAAACGUUGCCAGCAAUUGACUUUACAAUAAGGAUGAAUCAAGGCAGAAUAGUGUAUUGAUAAAUGAAGGACACUGGUAAUUAAAACUGCAGAGGGUACAGUUAUACUAAAAGCAGUUGCAAUGAGAAGAUAUCUGCCCACCCUGUCCCAGGAACAAAAAGUUAAAUGUUUGUCUUAGAUAAGGACACAAUGGUGGUGAAAUGUCAUGGUUUGCGAGGAGACUGUUCUGCACCAUACAGUAUCAACUGGGUGGAUGUUGUGAUGCAGUUCUUAAUGGAUUUAGAAGGAAAAUAUGUUUCUUUUUUAAAAGAUAAAUAAAUAUUAGUUUUAAAUUAUUAUAUGAUGCUUUAUAACCUGCUUUGAGGAGCAUUUGGUGGAAAACUGGUCUGUAAAAAAUAUAUCUAAAUACAUAUAAGUAUAAAUGGAACAUCUGGAUGAGUGUUCUGUAUGAAGUCUGAUAUAUUUUAAAAUAAACACAGUAAACAUGAGUUUAACAUAAAGGCUACCAAUCAGAUGAUAAACAAGUUUUGAGUGCAAUAUUAAAGGCAAAGGGCUGCUGAUAUGUAUUUUAUUUUAUUUUAUUUUAGUUUAGUUUUUAGUGUUCAGAGAGCAAUGUGACAUCUGUGACCCAGUUCCUAGGCUGAGAAAUACAGAAAUCUCCCUUUGGUCCAGUCACCACCUGACAUGCAGCUCAAAUUUAUAUUUGCUGUUCCUGCACACUUAAAAAAUAAAUAAAUACAGGCACAUACCAGUAUGUAUUCAGAGGACUCUGAACAAAGCCACACACCCAUUCUUAGAGAGAAACAAAGGAAUGGAAGAGUAGGCAGAGGAGCUAACAAAGACUCAGAAAUAUAAUCUCAUGGUUUACAGAAAGGCUUACGAUAACAAUCUUCCAAUAACAUUACUGCCAAAUUUAAUAUGUUGUUCAGUUCAUUACAGUCUUUCUCAGAUUUGGCCACUAGCCACGAUGGUGGAAUACAAAGGCGGGGGGGGGGGCACAUUUUGGGGGGAGAGAGGAAGUAAAAGAGUUCAUUUUUUCAAGAAAUAGUGAAUUAUCUUCUGAGGGUGCAGCAUCUGCUGAAACCACUUUAUUUAGAGGAACAUAGUCAUGAAACCCUGUUGGAGUUGUACUAAAAGCUGCUCACCGGCUCACACAGCCUCCUGAAAAGAGUAGUGGUCUUAGGAGAUUGACCUGUUGUUGCAUCACUGUGUAAGGGGAACUUGCCCAUCCUUUUCCCGACUGGGAGCAAAGCCCAGCUGCAGUGCUGAAGCAGCUUUUGUUAUCAGCUGCAUUGUGCAGCAGGGAUGAGGCAGGGACUAGAAAACUGAUGCAACUCUAUUUGCUGAGUGUGAUUUAGCAAUUCUCUUCCACACUCUCCUGCAGCAUCCUGUCUAGCCACAAAAGAGAAGCGGAGACUUGCAUAAAAAGACACAGUGAAUAAAAUGACCACCUUUGCCUCACAUGCUAACGGAAUCAUACUUAAUCUGCAGCAUUGCAAAGUAUUUGCUUAUGCUACUGUAGCAUGCCAGUCCAUAUGACUGUCUGCUGGUUGCACUCCCAUAUCAUAUAGGCCCCGUUUGUAUGCCACACUAAACCAUGGUUUAGCAACAUAUACUCAGGUAGAUGGGAACUGCUGUGAGCCUCAAAUUUGUGCUUUACCUUCUCCCAGGGGCGGAGGAAGGGGGUGCGGACCACCCCGGAUGUCACCACUGAGGGGGGUGACAAAAUGCUGAGCGACACUCAUCGCGGGGCCUGCAGUGCACCCGAGCCACAUGUCUCUCCUGGGAGAGAUGCUGUGGCUUGGGCGGUAGCAGGCUCUGUGCUGCCCCAAAUGGUGUGCCCGCCACCUCCCCCUCAGCUCUAGGGCAACUGAGGGGGAGGAGGCAGGCAGACUCUGGAGGCCCCGUGGAGCAUCCUGCCCUGGCCGGCCCCACCCAUGGGCCCAGGGCGCACGCGGUGCCCCUGACGCCCAAUCGGUUUGCUCUGCCGCUGUCUUCUCCUUCUCUGAUGCAGCAAGGUGGAGAACAUUUGGUUUUACUUUACUUUAAAGUCAGCUUUUUGUGUCAUCUGGACCAGAGAUUGUGGUUCCUAACAAACCUGGUUUGGCUUAACAAACCAGCUUCAGAAUCCACUGUUGGGACAACUCAACCAGGUGAGAUUCAGAGAAGCAGCAGUCAAAGUCUUCCAUCUGGCCCAGUGAGUAGAGAAGAGGGAAGCGGGGCUCACAGCAAGUCCAUCUUGCUUGUGAACAACUGGCUAAAUCACCACCUUAAUUUCCAAUAAGUAUCUAUACAUACAAAUUUGCAUAUGCAUAUCAGUGUAUGAACCUGUGCCCCAAUACUUCAUAAGUAUUAAUGGUAUAAGAGUCCCAUCUUCUAUGACAAAGCCAGAUUAAAUGUUUGGUGUUGUACAAACUCUCACUUCAAGACGUUGUGAAGCAGAAGCAACUCUCGUAUCACUGAUCAGCAGCACCUCUGGCUGUUAGUAAAGAUAACAAAUGUGUAAACACACAAUUUCUUACCCUGAAAUUUCCCCAGCUUAUUUUUUUCUUUGAAGUGCAUAACAACUGAUAGGAUCUCUGGUUUGUCUCACACUGCUGUAGCAUCAGUGUCUGAGGAGCCGCCAUCUGGCAAAUUAAAAGUUCACAACUCUGUGCCGAUUAACAGAUGUGCCCAUAUCAUGCAUCUCAUAGGUGUCAUAACAGGAAUUAUGGAAUGCUUGCAGUAGCUGAAAUCCUUGUCUAACUGUCUGAAGAUCAGCUGCACACAUCCAAGUUUUGAGAUGAGUGGCCCUAGCUGCACAUGCUUAGUUUCAUCUGGGCUGCUUCUACAUCUUUGCAACUUUCUGUUGUGAUGCUAGACAUGAAGAGACACAUUUCUUUGUCCAGUCAACCCAACCUUACAUAUUGGUUGGUAUUUAGUCAACUCAUUUCUUGCUAUAUCCUUCAAGAUAAAUGGAUGAAUGAAGCUACUGGCUCUGAAAUGGUAGGGGGUAUUGGGCCAUCUUUCAAAACCAUGGUAUAGCUGGAUAAUUUUACCAACCUGCUGCUGGGCAACAGGGACCACCCUGCCUCUGUCAGGGACAUGGAGCAAUCACAUGCUUCUUCUAAUGUAGUAAGUAGACCUUUCUAUGGUUUCAGGUCCUACUUUUUAACAUAAAAGCACUUUAUCAUAUGAACAAGGUAAGGCAAACUGUUGUUUACUGUGGCUCUUGUAUUUUGGAGAUAGUUACCUUAAAAUGCCGCUUUUUAAUGAAAGCAAAAUCUGGGGUAACUUUGAAGCUGCAUAUGUGCUGAAGGCAGUCUGUGGUCCUUUCUGUUCACAGGGAUUUCACUCAUGACUAAUAUGUUUUCACUUUUAUAGUCUGUAGUGCCCGAGGCUAUAUGAGCAGCCCAAUAUUUUACUUUGCUCUCUCAUCAUCUACCUGACCCCUGUUCUUUGCUUAUUACAAAGGCUGCAGAUGGUUAGAAAAAUUUGUUUUCAGUUAACAUGUUGGGAUCCUCAGCUUGGUCACGUCCCUGAUCUAUUAUUUGGCCAACAUGCAUUUUAUUUUCGUUUAUAGUUUACGUUUUUAUGAUUAAGAAGAAAAAUGGUAAGAAAGGGGAAGAAAGAGAAUUGAAAGUUGAUUCCUUCCUUUGGAUUUUGAGUCUUGAGUCAGAACAAGUUUAAGAUUAUCUGGGAAACUGUUGGUUUGGUUUCAUUUACCCAACCACUUUAUUUUGUUAUAAAUUUGACCAAAUCAUAUCACAAUAUUCUGGUACAAUAUAGGUCUUGUCUAGUGUGUUUUCGGAUAGCAGCUUUAGCUAUGGCGAACUAUAACCGGGUCAGGCUACUUGAGAUGGAUAUAAUUUCGAAAUGUUUUACUAAAAUACUUUUAUCUGUGCCAUUUAUAGGUUUCUUAUAACGGACGUCAUGAUGGAGUGCAGCCCUCAAGAACUACUGCUGUCCCAAUCUAUCCAAGAAAAAUCAGAAAUGUGACACACGUAUAG